Fukomys damarensis (Damara mole-rat) is the source of this 2442-nucleotide messenger RNA. It is a transcript of the gene Pigs, whose product is annotated as phosphatidylinositol glycan anchor biosynthesis class S. Gene Ontology annotation, biological process: attachment of GPI anchor to protein. Gene Ontology annotation, cellular component: GPI-anchor transamidase complex. The transcript is spliced from 12 exons. Bases 43 to 1710 code for a protein of 555 amino acids. Lineage: Eukaryota; Metazoa; Chordata; Mammalia; Rodentia; Bathyergidae. The record is from RefSeq and is a predicted model, not a curated record.
GUAGCCCCCGCCCCCUCGCGCCUUGAGCAGCCGGAAGCGAGCAUGGCGGCCGCCGGCGCUGUGGCUACCGACAUAGAGGUGGUCCGGGGCAAGCGUGCCGCCCUCUUCUUCGCUGCGGUGGCUAUCGUGCUGGGGCUGCCGCUCUGGUGGAAGACCACGGAGACGUACCGGGCCCCGCUACCUUACUCCCAGAUCAGUGGGCUGAAUGCCCUGCAGCUCCGGCUCAAGGUGCCAGUCACUGUCGUAUUUACCCGAGAUUCGGUGCCCCUGGACGACCAGGGAAAGCUGCCCUUCACCGUUGUGCAUGAGAGAGAGAUACCUCUAAAAUACAAAAUGAAAAUCAAAUGCCGUUUCCAGAAGAAUUAUCGGAGGGCUUUGGACCAUGAGGAGGAGGCUCUGUCAUUGGGCAAUGUACAAGAGGCAGAAGCCGUGCUAGCUCAGCCUGAGAAGCAAGUGGAGGGCUCCCUGACUGUGUACGUGAUCUCUGAGCACUCCUCACUCCUUCCCCAGGACAUGAUGAGUUACAUUGGACCUGAGAGGACUGCAGUUGUUCGGGGGAUAAUGCACCGGGAGGCCUUUAACAUCAUUGGCCGCCGCAUAAUACAAGUAGCCCAGGCCAUGUCUCUGACUGAGGAUGUGCUUGCUGCUGCUCUAGCUGACCACCUCCGGGAGGACAAGUGGAGCUCUGAUAAGAGGCGGCCUCUCAAGUCCAGUUUGGGCUAUGAGAUCACCUUCAGUUUACUCAACCCAGACCCCAAGUCCCAUGAUGUCCACUGGGACAUCGAGGGGGCUGUCCAGCGCUACGUGCAGCCCUUCCUGAACGCCCUCAGUGCUGCUGGCAACUUCUCUGUGGACUCUCAGAUCCUUUACUAUGCAAUGCUGGGAGUAAAUCCCCGCUUUGAUCCGGCCUCAUCCAGCUACUACUUGGCCACGCAUAGCCUCCCCCAUGUUAUCAACCCAGUGGAGUCCCGGCUGGGAUCCAGUGCUGCUUCCCUGUACCCUGUGCUCAACUUUCUACUCUAUGUGCCUGAGCUUGCCCACUCCCCCCUGUACAUUCAGGACAAGGAUGGGGCUCCAGUGGCCACCAAUGCCUUCCACAGUCCCCGCUGGGGUGGCAUUAUGGUAUACAAUGUUGACCCCAAAGCCUAUAAUGCCUCAGAGAGGCCAGUGAGAGUCGAGGUGGACAUGGUACGAGUGAUGGAGGUGUUCCUGGCUCAGCUGCGGCUACUCUUUGGGAUUGCUUAUCCCCAGGUACCUCCAAAAUGCCUGCUUUCAGGACCUAAGAGUGAAGGGCUAAUGACUUGGGAGCUGGACCGGCUGCUCUGGGCUCGGUCAGUGGAGAACCUGGCCACAGCCACUACGACCCUCACCUCUCUGGCCCAGCUUCUGGGCAAGAUCAGCAACAUUGUCAUCAAAGAUGAUGUGGCAUCUGAGGUAUACAGGGCUGUGGCUGCAGUUCAGAAGGCAGCAGAGGAGUUGGCCUCUGGGCACCUGUCAUCUGCUUUUGCCGCCAGUCAGGAAGCUGUGACAUCCUCUGAGCGUGCCUUUUUUGACCCUUCACUCCUCCACCUCCUCUAUUUCCCUGAUGACCAGAAGUUUGCCAUCUACAUCCCGCUCUUCUUGCCUAUGGCUGUACCUAUCCUCUUAUCGCUGGUCAAGAUCUUCCUGGAGACCCGCAAGUCCUGGAAAAAGCCUGAGAAGAUAGACUGAGUGGGGCUGCAUCUCAGCAGGAAAUUUUCCUUUCUGGUCAAGGUGAACUGCUUAGUGUUGAUUAAGAAGUGCUGGAUUGAGGCACAUAAAUGGGGCCUGCUGGGGAUGACUAAUUUUGUCUCCAGGCUUCUCUGUUGGACUCCAGAGGUGGGUUCAUAUUUCUUUCCCUUCUCAUUCCUGUGGCUUGGGUCCCCCACCAUCAUUCCCAAGGACCUCAAAAAGUAUAUCAUUGGGUCUCCUCCUCUAGUUUGAACUUGACAAUCCUGCCAUAUUGCUCUCUGGGGCUGGGGUGCCUUGUGCUUCUGGCCUGUUUCUUAGCACAGCACACUCAUGCACCGAGAGGACGUGUUAGAGGAAAGCCUUGAGUUGGACUGUAGCUCCUUGCCUUCACUUUCUCUGGUCCCUAGGGGAAGGUCACCUCUGAGACUCCCUUACUCCCCUUUCUCCUGGCCAGCUUUGCCUGCUGCAUACAGCCUGAGUCUAGGACACAGCAGUUCUGGAUCUGGUGCUAUGUGAAUGGCAGAGGUUCCUUUCAGCCUUUCAGAGAGGCAAUGUGGUAUAUUAGGGGAAAGUUCUGGACUGGGAAUCCGACAAGCCUGAAUUUAAAUCCUCCUGCACUUAUUGACUGGAAAGCUUUGGAUAAGCUAUCCAGUCUCUGCGCCUUGGUUAUCCUUUGUUCGGUGGCACUGAUGAUACCUCCUUCAAGGUGGCUUGAGGAUUAAAUGUGAUAAG